UUAUAUAAGUCAGUAAAAUUACUUGCGAAAGUUUGUCCUCGCGGAGCAGUUGGUCAUCAUGAGGACCUCGGUGUUACUAGUUGUGUUAGUUUUCAUUCCUGCACUGUCCCAGUGUUCCCCUUUAUACGUAUUGACUGCCCCAAACAUUCUGCGAAUUGAAAGCGAUGAAAAUGUACUUGUGGAAGGUCACGGAAUCAACGAAAACUUAGAUGUUGAAAUUCGUUUACAAUUUUUCCCGAAAAAUAAUGUAGUAAUAUUUAGAGCUAAUGGCAUUUUAACAAAUGAUAAUAAUUACCAAGUUUCAGUGCCUAUUAAGAUCCCUGGCGAUAGAAUUCCCAAAGAUACAAGCUUACCUGAAUAUGUAGUGGUGGAAGCGGUAUCAAAAACAUUUCACUUGGAGCGAAACAUCCUUAUUUCAUAUCAAACAGGAUACAUAUUUGUACAGACUGACAAACCAAUCUAUACACCAACUCAGACUGUUCUUUACCGUUUGCUUACUGUGAACAAUGAAAUGAAGCCCACCAAAAAAACUACUCUUGUUGAUUUUGUGAAUCCACAAAAUGUUAUUGUUAAGAGGGAAGAGGUAUUUGCCAAAGAUGAUACUGGUAUUACUGGAAGCACCUUUAAAAUACCCGAGAUUGUGAAUAUUGGAGUGUGGAAGAUUGCUGCGAGCUACAAAGAAGCCAGCCAUGUAAAUUUCACCACUGAAUUUGAAGUUAAGGAAUAUGUGUUACCGAGUUUUGAAGUUACCCUUGAAACAGAAAAGCAUUUUUUCUACGUUGAUGAUGAUAAUUUGGCUGUUUCAGUCACUGCAAGAUUCACUUAUGGAAAGCCUGUUGAGGGUCGUGCAUUUGUUAUGUUUGGAAUAAUGAAGGAUGGCGAAAGGAUAGGAAUUCCAUCAUCGCUUCAAUCAGUAGAGAUUACAGAUGGGCAAGGAGAUGCUAUAAUGACGAGUGCAAUGUUCAGAACCAGCUUUCCAGACAUUUAUGAACUUGUGGGAUGCUCAAUCUAUAUUACAGCUAGUGUCAUAACGCACACAGGUAGUGACAUGGUCGAAGCAGAAAGAUUAGGAAUUAAAAUAGUCACCACCCCGUAUACCAUAUCAUUCACCAAGACUUCCAAGUAUUACAAGCCUGGAAUGCCAUUUGAUUUAAUGGUCUACGUUACAAACCCUGAUGGUUCACCAGCCAAUGGAGUCCCUGUGAUAGUCAAUGACGGGCACACCCAUUCAAAAACCCAACAUGAUGGCCUUGCCAGGUUGACACUAAAUACAGUUGGGAAGUCACAGCUUCUACCAGUAAAAGUUGAAACAAAUGUUGCCAAUACCCCGAAAAAUCGCCAGGCCUCUGCAAGUAUGGUGGCACAACCGUAUAAGACACAAGGUGGUUCGGUAAACUAUUUGCACAUUGGUAUUCAGCCGGCAGAACUGAAUCCUGGAAGUAAUUUAGUCGUUCAUCUCAGUCUCCGUAAUGACAAUGCAGCUGUCCAGAACCAGAUAAAGUAUUUCAGCUACAUGCUGAUAAACAAAGGAAGGAUUGUGGCAGCUGGACGACAGCCAAGGGAGAUUGGCCAAAUUGUGGUGAACAUGCUCAUUCCAAUCACUUCUGACUUAAUACCAUCCUUCAGACUGCUGGUCUAUUAUUACCUGUUAAAGGGACCAGCCAUAGAAUUUGUUGCUGAUUCUGUAUGGGUUGAUGUGAAAGACACAUGCAUGGGAACAUUGAUAGUGUCUGCUGCAAACAAACAUGAUGAAAAUAAGAUUUACAAACCUGGAAAACAGUUCCAACUGAAAAUCACAGGUGACUCUGGGGCAACAGUUGGUCUCGUUGCUGUGGAUAAAGCUGUGUUCGUGUUGAAUAAGAAAAAUAAAUUAACACAGAGCAAGAUCUGGGACAUUGUGGAGAAGAAUGACAUUGGCUGCACGCCUGGAAGUGGCAGUGAUGUUCUUGGUGUUUUCACAGAUGCAGGGCUAACAAUUGUAACAAGCAGUAACCUCAAAACGCCAACAAGGACAGACCUGAAGUGCAAACAGCCAUUGAAACGUAGACGUCGUGCAACAAGACUUAUGGAUGUUAAGCUAGCUAAAUUGAAUCAGUACAAGGUGAAAACGUUAAAUAAAUGCUGCAGAGAUGGAAUGAAACGAAACCCCAUGGGGUUUUCAUGUGCAAGGAGAGCAAAGAGAAUAAUACUUUGGGAUGACUGUAAAACUGCCUUCCUGGACUGUUGCAACCACAUCCAACACUUUAAGGAUCUGCAGAGAGAAAGUCAAAUGACUUUAGCAAGAAGUGAUGAUGAUGAUUACUAUUCUCCCUAUGAGGAUAUAAUUUCCAGAAGUGACUUUCCAGAAAGCUGGCUCUGGAUACUGAAGCAUUUGCCCAGAGAUAACGAUAACGGAGUUGUGACAAAGGAGAUAUCUGGCUACCUUAAAGACUCUAUUACUACUUGGGAAAUACAAGCUGUCAGUGUGUCUCCGCAGAAAGGAAUAUGUGUUGCUCAACCUUAUGAGCUGACAGUGCAGAAGGAUUUCUUCAUUGAUCUUCGACUUCCAUAUUCUGUUGUCCGUAAUGAGCAAGUGGAAAUUAGAGCGAUCCUGUACAAUUAUGAUGAAGAAACGAGUCGAGUGCGUGUAGAGCUUCCAUAUAAUGAAAAUAUCUGCAGCGGUGCAAAACAGACAGAGCGAUUCAGAACAAUAGUAGACAUCCCUGGGAAAGGGUCCGUUGCUGUGCCUUACGUCAUAGUUCCUCUAAUAAUUGGACAAAUCGAUAUCGAAGUUAAAGCUUCAGUCUUUGACAAACUUGUGACUGAUGGUGUGAGAAAAUCCCUUCGUGUGGUGCCAGAGGGAAAGAAAGUCGACUGUCCCGUGCAAAGUUACGAAUUGGAUCCCAAAGGUCAGCAACAAACAAUUGAUAUUAACAUCAAAGUCCCAGAUGAUGUUGUUCCAGAUACAGAGCCGUUAUCAUUCAUCAGUGUUCAAGGAGACAUUUUAGCCCAAACAAUUGAAAAUUCCAUUGAUGGAGCCAAACUGAAACAUCUAAUUAGAGUUCCCACUGGCUGUGGAGAGCAGAACAUGGCAUCGAUAACCCCAGGAGUGAUUGUCACCAACUUCCUGGACAAAACGAGGCAGUGGGAAAGAGUGGGAAUGGAUAGGCGAGAUGCUUCAGUGAAGAACAUUCAAACAGGCUAUGCUCAGCAAUUGGCUUAUCGCCAAGCAAGUGGUGCUUAUGCAGCAUUUACAACUCGAGAACCGAGCACAUGGCUGACUGCUUACGUGGUGAAAGUAUUUGCAAUGUCGUUCAAUUUGAUCACAAUUGAUCCGAAUGUUCUAUGUGGAGCUGCACAGUGGCUGAUAUUAAAUAAACAGAAGCCUGAUGGUUCGUUCAAAGAAGAUGCUCCCGUAAUUCACGGAGAGAUGAUUGGAGGAGUCAAGGGAUCGGAAAGUGAUGCUUCAUUGACUGCCUUUGUACUCAUCGCAUUGUUUGAGUCUAAGGCUAUUUGUUCUCCUCAGAUGGAGAGUUAUGAAGACAGCAUCCAAAAAGCAGGAGACUACCUGAACAAUCGAUUUAAUGAUCUGAAGAGAACAUACUCUGUGGCAAUAACAGCCUAUGCACUCUCAUUAUUGAACAUCAACAAACUAGACACCCUGAUGAAAUUUGCUUCAGCAGACCAAUCAUACUGGGCAGAUGCUGGCAACGCUGACUCUUUGUACACAAUUGAGGCCACAGGAUAUGCCCUUCUCACUCUCGUGCAGUUAAAGGAGUUUGACAAAGCUGGCAAGUUAGUGAAAUGGCUGUCCCAAAGGGGCGAGUAUGGAGGUGGCUACAGCAGCACGCAGGCAACAAUGGUUGCUUUACAAGCUCUAGCCAAAUAUCAGAUGGAUAUUCCUGAAGUGAAGGAAAUUGAUUUGGAUGUCAGCAUCAUCAUUCCCGGCAGGAACAGACCUAUUCUUUGGCGUUUUGACUCAUCAAAUAGAUAUGUAGCAAAAUCUGAAAGGAUGAGUGCCCUUGAAAAAUUUACAGUACAAGCAAAAGGAAGAGGACAAGGCACAGUGAAAGUUCUAACUAGUUAUCAUGCUCUGGUGUCCAAGCAAGUAAAAAAGUGCACUAAAUUCGAUGUGCAAAUAAAUGUGCAAGAGGUGCCUCAAGCUGAUUGGCCCCAAGAUGCUCUGAAUUCUCUGGCGAUAAACAUCUGUGCACAGUAUCGUGGUGAUUCAGAUUCCUCAAUGGCCAUUGCAGACAUAUCCAUGCUGACAGGAUUUAGUCCGGAUAUGCAAGACCUUCAAUUGCUUCAAGAUGGAGUUGAGAAAUAUAUAUCAAGAUUUGAACUAGACAGGGCAUUGUCAACCCAAGGAUCAUUGAUUAUUUAUUUGGAUUCGAUUUCACACUUAGAAGAAACUUGUUUUGGAUUUAAAGUGCAUCAGUUCUUCAAAGUUGGACUUAUUCAACCAGCUUCUGUUAAAAUUUAUGAAUAUUAUGAUACAGAGAACAGUUGCAUUAAAUUCUACAAUGUCGAUGAGAACAGUGCCAUGCUUAGCAAAAUCUGUCAAGGUGAAGUUUGCAGAUGUGCAGAAGGAAGUUGUAUAUCAGUUAAGUUGCCCGAAGACCAUAUCUCUUACGAGGAUCGUGAGGAUAAAGCAUGUGACCAUGGAACAGAUUAUGUUUACAAAGUGACGUUUAACAAGAAGGAAAAGAGAGACAAUUACAUAUACUACGAAAUAGAAGUUAAGUCUGUCAUAAAGCAAGGAAGCGAUGACGUAAUGGAUGGACAAGUCAGAGAGCUAAUCAUUCAUGACAACUGUGAAGGAACAUUUAAUGUGGACUCAGACAGUGAUUAUCUACUGAUGGGGCAGGGAUCAGACUUGUGGAGUGACGGCCAAAGGGUCAAUUAUCUGGUUGGAGAUGGAACCUGGCUGGAACUUUGGCCAACAGAUGUGCAGUGUCAAAAUCAACAAUACCGCAGGCUCUGUCAGGGCCUAGCAGAGUUUUCUGAAAUCUUAAUGAUUAAUGGCUGCCCGACUUAAUAUUUUUGUUUCGUGAAUAAUUGGUAUUAUUUAUGUCCAGUAAUCCAAAAUAAAUAAUGCUUUUAUGUCGAAUGACGUUGAAACUGAUUUAUCUUACCUGUGUGCAAUAUUACAAGGUAAGCUCCUGUAAGUGAUGUCAGACAAGUGCAAGACUCAAUCUGAAUUACAAUGACAGUUCUUCGAAAUGUGUUUAUUGAACAAUAUGUAUGGCUAUCUACUUUACCUUGACUUUAUGCUAAUAUCGCAGUGAGAUUACUGACAAUAAAAAGUAUUGAAAACCA
Molecule: messenger RNA, 5298 nt
Organism: Stegostoma tigrinum
Lineage: Eukaryota; Metazoa; Chordata; Chondrichthyes; Orectolobiformes; Stegostomatidae
Product: complement C3-like
Exons: 41
Coding region: 59-5017 (1652 amino acids)
Cellular component (GO): extracellular region
Molecular function (GO): endopeptidase inhibitor activity; protein binding
Source: RefSeq, a predicted model, not a curated record